UGUGGUGAGGUGGAUUUACUAACUGACCAACAGAACAGAAGCAGGACACACAGGUUCUCAGGUGCUUUCCACAACAGCUCUGGUUCUUCCACACCAUAAAAUAAGAAACUUUCAGAGGUAUCAGACCACAGAGCUAUUGGAAUAUAGCUUUUCUGGGACAUGCUGCUUUUAAUUCAAAAGAGUUAAACUUACUCACAUCAGAAAGGUUGAAGUCUAUUUCUUCAAACUCAAACCAUACUCAAAGAUUGCUUAAAAUGGGACACAAGUGCAUCUCUAAACCCUCGUCGUUACAAACACUCAUCCUCUCCACCAUCCUCCUCUUCAUCUCCCCUACCUCUGCCAUGCCAGGGCCUGACUAUGGAGGCCACCCGCGAUUCAUCUGCAUUCCCGUCCCUGCCGAUACCGACCCUGCCUGCUUCCCCUCUGGGGGGCCAGUCAUGGGGCCUAGCGGGGCAGGGCAUCACACGCCUCCUGUAGGGCCCCCGAACAAUAAUGGCUGGUGGGGAAUGACAGAGGAGGCUAAAACCACUAUUUUACACCUGAGAGAGAGCCUGGUGCAGCAAAAAGAGACCAUCCUGGAUAUGAGAGAGACCAUCAGGGAGCUGACCGCCAAGCUUACCCUGUGUGAGGGCUCUGGGCCGGGCAUCGUGGCUCACAACGACCACCAUGAACCUCCAUCUCAUCACGGAGGGGCUGUCAGCCAUCUGCCUUACGCUGACAACGGUCACCAUGACAACCAGCAGGGUCACCAUGGAAACAACAACCAUGCUUUGGAUGCAGCCGGACACUACCCUGGGAAUGGGGGGCAUCGUUCGGACAGUGGGCAUAACAACAGGGGGAAGGAUAAACACGCAACACCAGAGGAUAUGAUAUCAUCAAAAUCGCCGGAAGAACUGAGCAGGAUGCUGCAGGCCCUUAAAGAGAGAAUGGAUAACCUGCAGCAGUCAAGGAACACCUCCACCACCUACUCCAGCUCUCUGAAGGAGCUCCUCCAGAGGAAGAUCAGUGCUCUGGAGCAGCAGAUGCACCACACCGCUGCUGCCCUCAGCAGCAGCCCCAAUCACCAUGACGACAGCGAUCACCACGAUGACGGGCACCAUGAAGACCACGACGAUGACGGGCAUCACGAUGACAGUCACCAUGAUGACCACCCCGAUGAUCACCAUGAUGAUGGGCAACACGACAACGAGGCAGAUAGCCAUGGUUACCUGCAGAGAACGGGUUAUCACAUACCAGGGCCCAGGGCUGGCCUGCACUCCAACAACAAAUUGGACUCUCUACUGAAUAACCUGCACCACACAGGUACCAUCAGCAGGAAGAAGACCAAGAACCCUGAUGCCUUCCAGAUCGGUUUCCCCAUGAGAACCAACUACAUGUACGGGAAGGUGAAGACGACCCUCCUCCACGAGAUCUUUGCCCUCACCCUGUGUCUGUGGAUAAAGGGGGGUGCAGGCCCCGGGCUGGGGACCCCCUUCUCCUACUCUGUACCAGGACAGGCCAACGAACUGGUGCUGAUCGAGUGGGGCAACAACCCCAUGGAGCUGUUGGUGGAUGACAAGGCAGUGACUCUGCCCCUUUCUAUCAGCGAUGGAAAGUGGCACCAUGUGUGUGUGACGUGGUCGACGAGGGACGGUGAGUGGGAGGCGUACCAGGACGGGGUGAAGAGGGGCUCUGGGGAGAACCUGUCCGCAUGGCAUCCCAUCAAACCUGGAGGGGUCUUCAUCCUCGGACAGGAACAGGACACUCUGGGAGGUCGUUUCGACGCCACGCAGGCGUUUAUGGGGGACAUCUCUGACCUCCAGAUGUGGGCUAAUGUCCUCACGGCCCAUGACAUCUACAGCCUGGCCUCCUGCAACAGCCACCUCAGUGGGGACGUCAUCACCUGGUCCGAGAACGUGGUGGAGCUCCACGGAGGGGUCACCAAGUACCCCUUCGACCCCUGUCACUAAGGGCAACCAACUAUUAUGACAUUAUCAAUGGAUCCAUAUCACACACAUACUUAAAAGUACUCCUAUCGAAGAAGGAUUUUUUUCCGAUCCAGAGGGGGUAUGAGAUCACACGGGAUAGAGAAUCCACUCCACUUAAUAUUACCACCUGACUAAAACUAUGCCUUCCUUUUAGUCUGAAAGACGGUAGACCCCCAUUCCCAGAGACUGUGUUAUGACUAUUAUGGAAUUAAAUGUUUUGAUAAUGAAAUGGACUAUAUAUACAGUGCCGUCAGAAAGUAUUCAUACCCCUUGACUUAUUCCAUGUUUUAUUGUGUUACAGCCUGAAUUCUACAUUUAUUAAAUUAUAACAAAUGUUCACCCAUCUACACAUAAUAAUACCCCAUAAUGACAAAGUGAAAACAUGUUUUUCGAAAU
Molecule: messenger RNA, 2363 nt
Organism: Oncorhynchus tshawytscha (Chinook salmon)
Lineage: Eukaryota; Metazoa; Chordata; Actinopteri; Salmoniformes; Salmonidae
Product: neuronal pentraxin-2-like
Exons: 5
Coding region: 255-1949 (564 amino acids)
Source: RefSeq, a predicted model, not a curated record